ACUUAAAUGUGGAUAUUCGUUUGUUUGGAGUUCUCGCCAAAGUUCAUGUGCCACGUACGUGAGCUUCGCAAUUAUCAAUUAUAAUAAGCUGCGAUCGACCGAGGUAAACCACGUCGUAAAAAGAUCACAAUAAUAUAUGUCACAUCGAGAACGCGUCCUUUACGUUAGCUAUGAGGUGCGAGCACAUUUCGCUAACGUGUGCGUCGCGGAACACCGAUCUUCAAGUAGAAAACGGUGCCGGUGAAACUCGAUACUUUCUCACUUGUAUGCCGAUGAGCCUUGCGCGUGGUUGCACCAAGGAGGUUGGUUUACACUAGGAGGGCCAGGUGGACCGUGGACAACCUCCUACUUUUAUUUGACGGCGCAUAUCCUAGAAGUAUUAAAACUCGCGAGGAAGUUCAGACGUUGAGAUAAGUGUCAAUGCUAUGAGGUGGAAAGAGCUGCGGACAGUAUUUGGGCAUGUCUAACAAAGUUUCAGUUUCAUUUGCAUUCGUUAUCGCUACUCCAUUAGCGCAUCAUCGCAUUGUGCCGCAGCCGGCCAAGAAAUGGAUAAGCUAAUGCAAAAAUACACUUCACGUCCAUAACAGCAGUUUCAUCAUCCUGUUUCAACCAGCCCAAUGACCAUCCUUUCGACAGAACCUUUAAAAACUAAGUUCAGCGUUGGUAGACUGCCGUCAAGCAACUAUGAGAAGAAUUGCUUUUCUUUGUGUGUGUUUGUUAGCGCAUUUUCUUGGAUCGGUGCGGCGUGCGCAGGGAAUGAAGAGGAUAAACAGCCGAAGUGUACGAUAAUUGACACGAUUCGCUUCUGAUUCCGAACAUCACCAUGGCACUCGAUUGGCUUACGCAAUACGUAACGUUAGAAAACGUCUGUCUUGGUGUCAACCUUGUCACGCUCAGUGUAAUCUACAAGGCGUACCGGUCUAAAGUGACGAAUUUCGAGGCAGUGCAGACAGCUCGUCAAUUGGACGUUGACAAUAAUUUAGCAUCGAAAUUGCGCGAAGAAUACCCCAAUGCCACUGCGGUGCACGCCGUCAUCAGAGGCCAAGUCAGGGCCCUUGGAGAAACGAUCAAGAGCAGGCACAUGCGCGGUGCUAAGGCAGUCAUUCAGGAAUGUUGCCUCACAGAGCACAAGAUUCAGUGGAGUCCGGUAUCCCGCUUCUGGUCACAGACCCAACGCGAGAUACAUCGUAUCAUCAACUACGUGCCAUUCGCCAUUGCGUCACGACACAGCAAAGUGAUGGUUGAGGUAGUGGAUCCACAGGAGUGUGAAAGUAUUCCGGUAAACUGCGUCUAUGAAAACUUUAUCCCAAAUCGAGAUGGCCUGAGCGGUGUUUUCUUUGGCUGGCUGCGUGGAGAACAGACCAAGGGCAUUGAAGAACAGGAGUUUCUUCUAGAAGAAGGCUCCACUUUAACUGCAUUUGGCACAUUGACAGUCAUGGAAGACGGUUCCGUCAAGCUGAUGCCGCCAGCUGAUGGCGUCUGCUACUACCUUACACAGCUAAGCCACCCAGCACUAGUGUCAAAGCUUCGCUCAGAACUCGGCAUAUUGCGCGUGGUUAGCUUUGUGCUUGGCUGUACAGCUCUAGGCCUUUCAUGCUACCUGGUGUUCACAUGGUGGAAAGCAAGGCAGGCAAUGGCCCAGCGAAGGAAGGACUCAAUUCGUCGUGAAGAAGCAAGGAAGCAAAGACGAAAACUGAACCGUGACUCGCCUUCAGAGAACCCGUGUUGCGUCAUCUGCCGCACAAACCCCGUCGAAGUGAUGAUCCUGGAAUGUGGCCACGUUUGCUUGUGCACUGACUGCUCGGAGAUGGUUACUGGGAACUGUCCCAUGUGUCGCUCACCCAUCAAGCGAAGUGUGGCAGCAUUUCUUCCUUAAUCAAGGUGCAGUGGUGGAUAUGCUUUCUGCAGAAAAUAUGUCAUCAGUGAGAGCUUUGUUCUGUCUUUCACAUAAACAUCAUGAACAUUGAUGGACACUCAGAAUUUCGUUCCUGUGGUAAUGAAUAUACAACGUAUUAGUACUCAGCAAGAUGUUGCUAUAUGUGCACAUAACGAAGAACAACGUUCAAUAUAAUUUCAGAAUUUCUUAUGUUAUUUACAUGCGCAAUAAUUGUUUUCAGGUUUGAAUGUUUGGUCAUGCAUUCAUUCGCAAUUUGACUAGUUGACAUACUUCAGAUAUGUUGUGAGAAGUCACCAAUUCACUGGUAAGAUUGUUGUGCGUUAUAAGGGCUGCCUACUGAGCACCAAUAAAAAGUUAUUUGCUUUUAUGUUGAUGUAUUCACAAAUAAAGUUUGUGUAAAGUUCA
Messenger RNA from Dermacentor albipictus, 2302 nucleotides. Its product is annotated as mitochondrial ubiquitin ligase activator of NFKB 1-like. Gene Ontology annotation, molecular function: ubiquitin-protein transferase activity. NCBI's taxonomy places the organism in Eukaryota, Metazoa, Arthropoda, Arachnida, Ixodida, Ixodidae. The record is from RefSeq and is a predicted model, not a curated record. Gene Ontology annotation, biological process: protein ubiquitination; organelle organization.